AUGCGCAAUGGUCAUCUUGUAUCCCGAGCGAGCGACUGGAUCAUGUACAGUGUUGAAGCCGCUGCCAUUGCCAAGGUGGUAGCCGAGUACGGCCCUUCAACCAAGCAGAAUGCCAUCGUUGGAGGUCAGACCUCGUGCAAGGACCCCGAGAUCAAGGCAUUCGAGCAGUACCUCCCCAGCGAUGUGGACAUUGUCUCGUGCCAUUCUCUCCAUGGCCCGAAUGUCGAUACCCGCGGACAGCCUCUCGUCCUCAUCAAGCACCGUGCCUCGGACGCCUCGUUCCAGAAGGUCGAGACCGUCCUGAGCUGCCUCGGCAGCAAGCACGUCUACCUCAGCGCCGCGCACCACGACCGCAUCACGGCCGACACGCAAGCCGUCACCCACGCCGCCUUCCUGUCCAUGGGCAAGGCCUGGCACGCGUCGGAGGAGUUCCCCUGGGAGGGCGCCCGCUACGUCGGCGGCAUCGAGAACGUCAAGAUCAACCUGAUGCUGCGCAUCUACUCGCAAAAGUGGCACGUCUACGCCGGGCUCGCGAUCCUGAACCCCGAGGCCCGCAAGCAGAUCGCCCAGUACGCGCGCUCGUCGACGGAGCUGUACAAGCUCAUGCUCGAGGGCCGCGCCGACGAGCUGCGGCGCCGCGUCUACGCCGCCAAGGAGCGCGUGUUCGGCGGCGCGGCCGAGGGCCAGCCGCCCAAGUGGGCCGACAAGCCGCUGCUGCGCGACGAGGUGCUCGACCGCUUCAGCCUCGGCCGCCGGCCCGACGCGCCCCUGCCCAACAACCACCUCGCGCUGCUGGCCAUGGUCGACUGCUGGAGCGCGCUGGGCACGGUCCCCUACGACCACAUGAUCUGCUCGACGCCGCUGUUCCGGCUGUGGCUCGGCGUCACCGAGAGCCUGUUCCGCAGCCCCGGCCGGCUCGACGAGGCGCUGCGCAUCGGCCUCGAGGACAACACCUUCCGGUCCGACGACCUCGAGUUCGUCUUCGCCGCGCGCGGCUGGGCCGAGUGCGUGUCCCUCGGCCACUUUGAGACGUGGAAGGAGCGGUUCGUCGUCACGCAGAAGUUCUUCGAGCCACGGUUCCCCGAGGCCAUCAAGGUGGGCAACGACAUGGUCAAGGCGGUGCUGGACAGCACGAGGGAUUGA
Messenger RNA from Thyridium curvatum, 1143 nucleotides. RefSeq lists its product as uncharacterized. Gene Ontology annotation, biological process: L-tyrosine biosynthetic process. The record is from RefSeq and is a predicted model, not a curated record. Lineage: Eukaryota; Fungi; Ascomycota; Sordariomycetes; Thyridiales; Thyridiaceae. The transcript is spliced from 3 exons. Bases 1 to 1143 code for a protein of 380 amino acids. Gene Ontology annotation, molecular function: prephenate dehydrogenase (NADP+) activity; prephenate dehydrogenase (NAD+) activity; NAD+ binding.